Juglans regia (Persian walnut) is the source of this 765-nucleotide messenger RNA. RefSeq lists its product as uncharacterized. Lineage: Eukaryota; Viridiplantae; Streptophyta; Magnoliopsida; Fagales; Juglandaceae. The record is from RefSeq and is a predicted model, not a curated record. The coding region runs from base 1 to 765 and encodes 254 amino acids. The transcript has 2 exons.
AUGGACCUGUUAAAAAAGGGGCUUGUGUGGAGGGUUGGUAAUGGGGAGAGUAUUAAAAUAUGGGGUGAUAGGUGGAUUCCUCAACUAUCCUCUUAUAAAAUACAAUCUCCUAUCAAGUGCUUCACUGAGGUUGAUAUGGUGGCAAUGCUUAUUGAUGGAGAAAAGAGUGAGUGGAAGGUGGAAGUGGUGAAAAAAGUGUUCAAUGAAGUUGAGGCUGAGAUUAUAUGUGGUUUACCUGUUAGUAAAACUGGUAGGUCAAAUAAACAAAUUUGGGCACCUUCCAAGAGCGGGGUUUUCAAUGUGAAAUCUGCUUACCAUUUUGAAAUGCAGAUGAGGAGAAGUGGAUGUUUGGUAGAAGGUAGUAGUCCAGUUCAGAAAUGGCCAUCAGAAGAAGUGGACUUUGGAUUUGUAUGGAGGAAAAUGACACAAUUUCUUAGCAUGGAAGAAUUGGAAUUGACUGCUAUAGUCUUGAGAAAUAUCUGGUCAAGGAGAAACAAAUUUAUCUUUGAAUCAUGUUUUAAUAGUCCUGCUAACAUUUUUGAGCAAGCUGAAAUGUCAAAGGCUGAGUAUAUGGUAGCAAAUAGUGCAGAAUGCCCAGGAAGAAACCUUGCAGAAAGAGAGGAGGUGAGAUGGAGGAAGCCUAGGGAGGGGGUGACAAAACUAAAUUGGGAUGCUGCUUUUCUGAAGGAUAGUAAGAGGAUGGGAGCUGGAGUCGUGUUUCGAGAUCAAGAAUGGGAUAUUCUGCUAUCUGCUUUUAUACCAUAG